CUGUUCUAAUUCCUCCAGCGUGGCGGAGUUUUGAUUGGCGUUGUGCAACCUUUCUCUGAAAGAAUAUAAAAGGAGAUUUGGUUCAUUUUUCAAAUGUUAGCAGUGAAUCUGGAUAGUUGGAUAAAAUGGGUAUACUUUUGUCAAAGAUCGCUGAUACUUUAUAUACUGCUUACAGCUUUGUAAAUGAAUCAAAACCAUGUCGAAUUUUACUUUUGGGAUUGGAUAAUGCUGGAAAAACUUCAAUUCUUUAUAAAGUUAAAUUAAAAGAGAAUGUUUGCACUAUUCCAACCAUUGGAUUCAAUGUAGAAACUGUUCAACCUGCCAAAGGUCUAAACUUUACGGUUUGGGAUGUUGGCGGUCAAAAGAGACUUCGGGCCUUGUGGCAUCAUUACUAUAACGAUGCAAGCGGCUUAGUCUUCGUCGUUGAUUCAAACGAUGUUGAAAGAAUGGAUGAAGCCAGAGAAGAACUCCAUUCCAUAAUGCAAGAUGAUAAUAUGAGACAUGUCCCUGUCGUUGUUAUGGCCAACAAACAAGAUUUGCCUAAUGCAUUAAGUCCUGAAACUAUACGUGACAAACUUCAAUUGAGUGAAAUUUCUAAACAGUGGUACAUUCAAGCCUGUAGCGUAAAGACAGGAGAAGGAAUUAGCGAGAGUUUCCUGCAGAUGGCAGAUCUCAUAAAGAGGAAUGAAUGCAACUGAACAGUAAAUAGACGAUUUUAAUAGUUUACAAAUUUACUAUAAAUACAUUGAUUUAAGGAAUGAUAUUUCUUGAUUGAAUGAAAUAUCAUAUACGUUUAUUUUGUGUUUUUGUACAAAUUGUAUCUUUAUUUUAUGUUCAUUCAUGUUCACAGAAUUGAAAAAAAAAUUUCUUACCCAAUGACUCAGAGAGUUUACGGGUUUUUUUCUCUAUCAGAAUAUACUGAAAAGGUUGUCGACGGUACUCCUUUCAACGUGGCAAAUUAUAUAAUACUGAUUAAUUGUCCCAGUAAAAAUACCCUGCAUAGGUAUGUUAUUUCGGAAAAGAGAAAGAAUACUAAGGUUUAUGUAUAAUAGUCCUAAUUUUAGAAAAUAUUGCUAAAGCGUUUUCUUUAAAUUGUGGUCCUAUGAAUGAUUGUGAACCUAGUGAAAAAUGAACCCUAUCAAUGGCAAUUAAGAGAAUAUCUUAGCAAUUCUUUAGAUAACUUUAUAUAGAUUUCAUUUUCGUUGCUGAUUCGAUCGACGUUGAAAGAAACAUAAAUUUCUGCAGAAGAUGAUAGAGAG
Molecule: messenger RNA, 1259 nt
Organism: Dimorphilus gyrociliatus
Lineage: Eukaryota; Metazoa; Annelida; Polychaeta; Dinophilidae
Source: the annotation of a GenBank genome assembly